CGGCACUCUCCGAGCCGGGGAAGCAGCGGGAGCCGACCGGACCGCCAGCAGCCGAACGCCGCCGGGACAUGCUCGCAGCCUGACUGACCGCAGGUGGCCGCCGCGCCCGGGACACGAAUGAAGAAGCAGCUGCUCCUCCUGUUCACACAUCGGGGACUUGUCAGCCGAGGGGGCCGCAGGGGGAAGCGUCGCCGAAAAUGGCCUCGUUCAGCAUCCGUGCCGCGCGUCCCGAGGACUGUCCCGACCUGCUGCGACUGAUCAAGGAACUGGCGAAAUACGAGGACAUGGAGGACCAAGUGGUGCUAACUGAGAAAGGUACGGAGCUUGCAAGAGCUCACCCGGCUGGCGGCCGAGUGACAGCGCCUGUGGCUAAGGUGCGUGUGUAUUCUGCUUUUCUAGAGCUGCUUGAGGAUGGUUUUGGCGAGCACCCUUUCUACCACUGUCUGGUCGCAGAAGUGCCGAAAGAUCAGUGGUCGUCUGAAGAAACAUGCAUCGUGGGCUUUGCCAUGUAUUACUUCACUUACGAUCCAUGGAUUGGAAAACUGUUGUACCUUGAAGAUUUUUAUGUGAUGGCUGAGUACAGAGGACUUGGUAUUGGGUCAGAAAUUCUGAAGAACUUGAGUCAGGUGGCUGUGAAGUGCCGCUGCAGCAGCAUGCACUUCCUGGUGGCGGAGUGGAACGAGCCCUCCAUCAGAUUCUACAAGAGAAGGGGAGCCUCAGAUCUGUCCACUGAGGAGGGCUGGAGGCUCUUCAAGAUCGACAAAGAGUAUCUCUUGAAGAUGGCAGCAGAAGAGUGAGAGAUUAUUCCAGCAAAUAAAUUCUUUCUGCGAAUAUAUGUGCUCUCUGAAUAAACUUCUUGCUUUCAGUGUACGUACAGUUUGUAGUGGAAUAAAGUAGUGUGGAUGCUAAUAAUGGCAGUGCAGGUGUGGUCAUAGAGUAAUGGUACUGUGAUCUGGAGCUGAGGCAUCUGUGAAGUUCAUUAUGUGCUUGUGUGCAGCCUUUACCAGUGUGGGCUUGUAAUCUUUGUAUAAGGAAACUUCAUUCUUGUAAGUGUCAUUCAAAUGUGUACAAUGUACACACUGGUAGGGUUUGUUUUAAUUAUUGCCUUUUAUAAAAAUAAAAUAGUGUUUUCACUUCA
Molecule: messenger RNA, 1138 nt
Organism: Catharus ustulatus (Swainson's thrush)
Lineage: Eukaryota; Metazoa; Chordata; Aves; Passeriformes; Turdidae
Gene: SAT1
Product: spermidine/spermine N1-acetyltransferase 1
Exons: 5
Coding region: 198-797 (199 amino acids)
Cellular component (GO): cytosol
Molecular function (GO): N-acetyltransferase activity
Source: RefSeq, a predicted model, not a curated record